AUGGCGGAACCUGCCGGGCUGAACAUAACGUCGUCCCGCCAGCUGUGUCCUGACAUCCAACUGUCCUACCCCAACGUCGUGCAAGACUGCUACGCCUCGAGAAGCACGACCGGCUAUUCCGUCUAUGUCAUUCCCUUCAACACCAGCUGCGACAGCUUCCUGCUGCUUCCCGCGGAGCAGCUAUGGAGUCCGGCGGUGCGGUCGGCGUGGUACCUGUUCGGCAUGCUGUACUGCUUCGUGGGGCUCGCCGCCAUCGUGCGCGUCUUCAUGGCGGCCCUCGACCGCAUCUCCAGCACGUACGCCAUGGUGAGUCGGCGCGACCCUGAGACGGGCAGGGAGGAGCGGCGGAUGGAGAAGGUGUGGAACAGCACGGUGGUGAACAUCGCUCUCAUGGCUCUCGGCACCUCCGCGCCUGAAAUCGUCAUCGCUGUUGUUGACGCCCUCAAACACCUCAACCGGGGGCCUGGCGUGCUGGGUGCGGGCACGGUGCUGGGGUCAGCAGCGUUCAACCUCAUGGUCAUCUCAGCCGUCUGUGUGGUCACGCCGCCCGCCCACUCCAUCAAGCGCAUCCAGGCCGUCGGUGUCUUCCUCCUUGAGCUCGCAGCCAGCACGUGGGCAUAUGUCUGGAUCUUGCUCGUGCUCAAGGUCUUCUCCCCCGGCCGUGUCACCAUAGUGGAGGCAUGCAUCACGCUGCUCUUCUUCCCCCUCUUCAUCCUCCUCGCCUACGCACAAGACCAGCACUGGCAGCACUGGCAGCACUGGCAGCACUGGGGCCCCUUCCUGCCCCGCCCCACCCCCCAUGCGCCCCGUCGUGGCUCCCUCACUCGCUUCAAGAACUACGGCAGCAGGGAGGCGCUCAUAGGUCCCUCUGUUGCUCAGGGCGGCAGUAAGAAUGCUGCUGCUGGUGGCGGGAAUAUGUCGGGAGUUGGUGCGUGGUGGCGAGCCCUGUGGGGGGCCCAUGAAAGCAAACCAGUGGAUGCGGCAGGAGGGAGAGGAGGGGAGGGGGUGGGGAAGAGCAGCACUGAUGGUUCGGGAGCAAUGGAGGGAGGGCAGGGAGAGGUGGAAAUGCAGAGAGGGGCUCACGCAGCAAGCACGAGCAUUGCGGUGGGGGACGCAGAGGAGGGGCCAGGGGAGCAGCGGGCGGAGGAGGGAGAUGGGCAGAGGUUGCAUGGGAGCGCGGAUUUAAGUGACUGGGAGGUCGUGGGGCGGAUGGAGCCUGAACAGCAGCAGCAGCAGCAGCAGCAGCAGCAACAGGAGGAAGCGUCAAAUAACAUUUCUAUGGAGCCAGCAGCAGCUGAGGAAGGGAGAGUUGAAUCAGGCUUCGGGUCCGUCUCCCUCAAUGUACCGCCAGCAGUGUCAGCAGUGCCAGCAGUGCCCGCUGUGCCCCAGAGGGCCAGCAGUAGCAACCUUCGCCGCCGGUCAGGUGCUGGAAUGUCCACUGCUGCUGCCAUGCAGCAUGACUCACCCAAUCCCUCUCUCUCACGCCGUCUGGGGCAGCACCUGUGGCUGCGCUCGCAACUCCCUGGCCUCGCCCAUUCGCCAGCUCCUGCCGUCCGCCAGACGCCCCUUGCCUCGCCAGCCCCGCUCGUUCUCAGCCCACCACAGCAGCAGCAGGAGGAGGAGCAGCGGACGGAAGAGGAGAAGGCGGAGGGGCAUGCGAGGGAAGGAGGGGCAGCUGGCGAUGGGAGAGUCGGAUUGCACGCAGACGACGGGCAUGCUGUGGAUCUGUUACAAGAGCGGUGGACGUUGCUGGUGCAAACAGGAGAGAGGGAGGUGUGCCGGCUUGAGAACACUCCGGCAAGCACCAACGGAGCCAGCAGCAGUGCCCCAAGCUGCAUCACUUCUCCGGUCCAUGCCCUCAGCUUCCGCGUGCCCUCUGCAGAAGCGCUCCAUCUCCAACUGGAACUGACUAUUUCUCACUGGCCUCACAUCUUUAGCAACAGCAGCUGCACGCAUGCACGACAGGCAUCCACGUCACACCCAGAUGCCACGACGCCACCCCUGCAGCCCAGCUCAGCAGCAUCCGCUGAUGCUGGCAACGCAUCUGUGACCCUCACGGAUCACUCGUUACAAUCACAGUCACCUUGGUUUGUGGCAGUUGCUUCACUGGUACCCCCUUCAACACAGUCACACUCUGCAUACACGUCUUUCUUGCUGCUUGAGAACGCAAGUGGGGCAGGGAGGAGACGGGGUUGUGGGGAGGAAGGGUGCCAUGUGGAAGGAAACGUGAAGGCAGAGCUACACGUGGCGGUGCGAGUGGAAGCAGGGGAGGGAGACAAGGUGGCGGAUGUGACAGUUACUGUGCUGGGUCUGCGCCUUGCACUGGAGAAACAGCGUGGACAAGGGGGGCUGGGUGGGCUCAGCAUAUGGAGAGAGCCGACCUCAUCUGCCCUAUCAAGCAAUCCGGGAUUGGGGGAGGUUUGGCUGCAGCAGAUCGAAAAGGCAAUUUCGGUCCCACUGUCGGGUCACCAGAGGGACGUGUCACUGCUGGGCCUUGGAGUCCACUUCAUCUCUUUCUACUGGAAGCUCCUCUUCUCACUCAUCCCUCCACCCUCCCUUAUGCGUGGCUGGCCAGCCUUCAUCCUCUGUCUCUGCUUCAUGGCUGGCAUUUCUUUCCUAAUUGAGGAGUUCGCGAGGCUCUUUGCGUGCACAUCAGGCCUGCACCUCUUCUCAGUUGCCAUUGUCUUCGUGGCUAGUGUAAGCUCUUCUGA
Molecule: messenger RNA, 2711 nt
Organism: Closterium sp. Naga37s-1
Lineage: Eukaryota; Viridiplantae; Streptophyta; Zygnematophyceae; Desmidiales; Closteriaceae
Source: the annotation of a GenBank genome assembly